Messenger RNA from Arabis nemorensis, 285 nucleotides. Lineage: Eukaryota; Viridiplantae; Streptophyta; Magnoliopsida; Brassicales; Brassicaceae. The record is from the annotation of a GenBank genome assembly.
AUGAUUACGAUCCCUUAUCUAACCGCUGUAUCAACAUACUUCAGCUACGGAUUGCUUUUUGCAUUUGGUCAGCUCCGUGAUUUCUUCCGCCGUUUCCUCGAUUGGUGGUUCGCUAGCAAUCUCAAUGGAUACGCACCGAUCUGUUUGGGGCAUGAAGAUUUCUAUAUCAGGCGGUUGUAUCAUCGGAUUCAGGAUUGUUUCGGACGACCCAUAUCGAAUGCACCUGAUGCUUGGUUUGAUGUGGUCGAACGCUACUCUAAAGAUAACAACAAGACGUUAAAGUGA